AUGUUUAGCGAAGAAGAGCUACACGAUAUGAGCGUGUUGCAGAGAGGAGAUGACUAUGUGGAGGUUGUGUGUGGAUGCACCAGUCGUAGACAUGGCGAUGCUGGUGCUAGACUUAGGAUUUUCAAGUCCGGUGAACUCAAAAUUGCUUGCGAAUGUUACCAUGGCUGCCCCGAAGAUAAUCUUAGUCCAUUUGCAUUUGAGAAACAUGCUGGAAAAGAGAAUAACAGAUGGAAACAUAAUAUUUGGGUCUUUAUUGAUGGUUAUAAAGUUCCAUUGAUAAAGACUACACUACUGAAAUUCUACAACAUGUCUCCAAAGAAUGCCAAGAGGCCACAUAAACUUGUUCUUCAUCGUGAUGAAUUUAUCAAAUGUACUAAGUGCAGUAAAAGACGUAGGUUUUAUCGCCGCUCUAAGAAUGAAUGCAGGAGCUACCAUGAUGCAUUGGCCAAUGCUAAUUUUCAGUGCUCAGAUAUUCCUUUCGACAAAUUUUCAUGUGAUGAUGCUGAAGAGCGAGCUAGUCGAAGGGCGUGCAAGGGAUGUUUGCGUUCACCAACAUGUGGAGGUUGCACUUCAUGUGUGUGCUUUGGAUGUGAAGUGUGUUGCUUCUCAGAUUGCGAUUGCCAGACUUGCAUUGACUUCAGAGAGAAUACAAAUGCUUGAAGAGUAUUUUGUGUCAUUUGAAUGGACAUGUUCUUCCAACAUUUAGUUUCAUUUGAACCCUUGUACUUGUUUACAAUAUGUUUUUGUUCACAUUCCUUUUUAGACAUUUUACUCAAAAUUUGCAAUUCACAUUUCAUAGUUUAAGGCCUUCUUUUGGCUUUAACAGUAUAAACAAUAUUUUCAGUGGAGAUGAAUAUCCUAAGGGUUUGUUUGA
Solanum pennellii is the source of this 874-nucleotide messenger RNA. Its product is annotated as protein ULTRAPETALA 1-like. Gene Ontology annotation, cellular component: cytosol; nucleus. The coding region runs from base 1 to 660 and encodes 219 amino acids. NCBI's taxonomy places the organism in Eukaryota, Viridiplantae, Streptophyta, Magnoliopsida, Solanales, Solanaceae. The transcript has 3 exons. The record is from RefSeq and is a predicted model, not a curated record.